Molecule: messenger RNA, 3027 nt
Organism: Fulvia fulva
Lineage: Eukaryota; Fungi; Ascomycota; Dothideomycetes; Mycosphaerellales; Mycosphaerellaceae
Product: Plasma membrane ATPase
Exons: 5
Coding region: 1-3027 (1008 amino acids)
Biological process (GO): regulation of intracellular pH; proton export across plasma membrane
Cellular component (GO): plasma membrane
Molecular function (GO): ATP hydrolysis activity; P-type proton-exporting transporter activity; ATP binding
Source: RefSeq, a predicted model, not a curated record
AUGGCGGCUCCUCGCGUCAGCUUCUCCGACAAGGACCUGGAAAAUGGUGAAGGCGGUGCUGCCGAAAGAUCUCGCAAGUGGUCGCAGGCACCUGGCAACAUCGAAGACUUAGACGAAUACACUGCCCUCCAAAAGUACAUCUCGACCUACCGGGACCCCAAGGCCGCCGCCGCCGAGGAGAAUGCUAACAAGGAGGACGAUGUGAAGCCAAAGAAGGCAUGGCAGUUCUGGAAGAAGUCAGACGCCGGCGCCGGCUCUGGCGACAUGACCGUCCCUGACGACUGGCUCAACGCCGACAUCAAGCAGGGUAUCUCGGAGCACGAUGUCGAGAGCCGCCGCAAGCGAUUCGGCUGGAACGAAAUCACCACCGAGAAGGAGAACCUGUUCAUCAAGUUCUUGGGCUUCUUCACCGGUCCUAUUCUCUACGUCAUGGAACUCGCCGUCCUCCUCGCCGCUGGUCUUCGUGACUGGAUCGAUCUCGGUGUCAUUAUCGCCAUUCUUAUGCUCAACGCCAUUGUCGGUUGGUACCAGGAAAAGCAGGCUGCCGAUGUCGUCGCUUCGCUCAAGGGUGACAUUGCCAUGAAGGCUACCGUCAUCCGCAACGGACAAGAACAGGAUAUCAAGGCUCGUGAGCUUGUUCCAGGCGAUAUCAUCGUCGUUGAGGAAGGUCUCGUUGUCCCAGCCGAUGCCCGUCUUAUCUGCGACUACGAACACCCAGAAGACUUCGAGAAGUACAAGGAGCUCCGCGAGCAACAUGCUCUCGACCCAGAGGAGGACCCAGCGGGCUCCGAGGACGCCGAGGAGGGUGAAGAGGGUGAGGGCAUCCAGCACCAAGGUCACGCUAUCGUCGCUACCGAUCAGUCCGCCAUCACCGGUGAAUCCCUCGCUGUCGACAAGUUCAUGGGCGACGUCGUCUACUACACCACUGGCUGCAAGCGUGGCAAGGCCUACGCUGUUGUCCAGACAUCUGCCAAGUUCUCCUUCGUCGGACGCACUGCCACUCUUGUGCAGGGUGCUAAGGACCAGGGUCACUUCAAGGCUAUCAUGAACAGCAUCGGUACGGCUCUCCUCGUCUUGGUCAUGUUCUGGAUUCUCGCUGCCUGGAUUGGUGGUUUCUUCCGCAACCUCAAGAUCGCUACCCCAGAGGAGUCCGACAACACCCUCCUCAAGUACGUCCUCAUUCUGUUCAUCAUCGGUGUGCCCGUCGGUCUUCCUGUCGUCACCACCACCACUCUCGCCGUCGGUGCUGCCUACCUCGCCAAGCAGCAAGCCAUUGUCCAGAAGUUGACUGCCAUUGAGUCGCUUGCUGGUGUCGAUGUGCUCUGCUCUGACAAGACCGGUACCCUCACUGCCAACCAGCUCUCUAUCCGCGAGCCGUACGUCGCUGAGGGCGAGGACGUCAACUGGAUGAUGGCCUGCGCUGCUCUCGCUUCCUCCCACAACAUCAAGUCUCUCGACCCAAUUGACAAGGUCACCAUCCUUACUCUCAAGCGCUACCCCAAGGCCCGUGACAUCCUCAAGGACGACUGGAAGACCGAGAAGUUCACUCCAUUCGACCCUGUCUCCAAGCGCAUUACUACCGUCUGCACGCUCCGUGGCGACCGCUUUACUUGCGCCAAGGGUGCACCAAAGGCUGUUCUGCAACUCACUGAGUGUUCUAAGGAGACUGCCGACUUGUUCAAGGAGAAGGCCGCAGAGUUCGCUCGUCGUGGUUUCCGUUCCCUCGGUGUCGCUUACCAGAAGAACAACGACCCAUGGGUCCUCCUCGGUAUGCUUUCUAUGUUCGACCCGCCACGUGAGGAUACCGCCCAGACCAUCGUUGAGGCUCAGCAGCUUGGUGUACCCGUCAAGAUGUUGACCGGUGACGCUAUCGCUAUUGCCAAGGAAACCUGCAAGAUGCUUGCCCUCGGAACCAAGGUCUACAACUCUCAGAAGCUCAUCCACGGUGGUCUCUCCGGCACUACCCAGCACGAUCUUGUUGAGCGUGCUGAUGGUUUCGCUGAGGUCUUCCCAGAGCACAAGUACCAGGUCGUCGAGAUGCUGCAACAGCGUGGUCACUUGACUGCCAUGACUGGUGACGGUGUCAACGAUGCUCCAUCGCUCAAGAAGGCUGACUGUGGUAUCGCCGUCGAGGGUUCCUCCGAAGCCGCCCAGGCCGCUGCCGACAUUGUCUUCCUCGCCCCAGGUCUCUCCACCAUCGUCUUCGCCAUCAAGACUGCCCGCCAGAUCUUCCAGCGUAUGAAGGCCUACAUCCAGUACCGUAUCGCCCUCUGCUUGCAUUUGGAGAUCUACCUCGUCACCUCCAUGAUCAUCAUCAACGAGACCAUCAGCUCCGAGCUCAUCGUCUUCAUCGCCCUCUUCGCCGAUCUGGCCACCGUCGCCGUUGCCUACGACAACGCACACUCGGAACAGCGCCCAGUCGAAUGGCAACUGCCAAAGAUCUGGAUCAUCUCCGUCAUCCUCGGUAUCGAACUCGCCAUUGCCACCUGGAUCAUCCGUGGUACGCUCUACCUCCCAAGCGGUGGUAUCGUCCAGAACUGGGGUAACGUUCAGGAAAUCCUCUUCCUCGAGGUUGCCCUUACUGAGAACUGGUUGAUCUUCGUCACCCGUGGUGCACGCACUCUUCCAUCCUGGCAGCUGGUCGGCGCCAUCUUCGGUGUCGAUGUCAUUGCGACUCUGUUCUGUAUCUUCGGAUGGUUGAACCCCAACAUCUACCAGGAGCCACUCCCAAGCCCAAUGUCUUCCUUCCAGGAGACUCGCAACGGUCACACCGACGUCGUCACCGUCGUUGUCAUCUGGGCAUACUCGAUCGGUGUUCUUAUCUUCAUCGCCAUCACCUACUACCUGCUUAACAAGAUUCCAGGUCUCGCCAACCUCGGCCGCAAGAACCGUUCCGUCCACGACACCCAGAUGGAGAACAUCAUCGGUCACCUUAGCAAGCUUGCGCUCAAGCACGAGAGAGACGAGCACGGCGAGGGCCGAUGGACAUUGGUUGGCAAGCAGCAAGAGGAUGAGGAGGAAGAAUAG